Messenger RNA from Pyricularia oryzae 70-15, 207 nucleotides. RefSeq lists its product as uncharacterized. The transcript has 2 exons. NCBI's taxonomy places the organism in Eukaryota, Fungi, Ascomycota, Sordariomycetes, Magnaporthales, Pyriculariaceae. The record is from RefSeq and is a predicted model, not a curated record. Bases 1 to 207 code for a protein of 68 amino acids.
AUGCAUGACCUUAAGACCGGCCCUGGUCUCUACCUGGUCGCAGCCCAUGCCUUCCCCUCCCAGAUCGGUCCAGUCAGCAGCUGCCCAGGCGCGCGCCAGAGGCAUCAAGUCCAUGCAAGGACCAGCAUCUCCCUACUUCUUGGUAUGAAGGACCGCUAUUCGUCUAAAUCGCCGGCUCUCGACUUUCGCCCACUUUUCCACCACUGA